Molecule: messenger RNA, 9833 nt
Organism: Seriola aureovittata
Lineage: Eukaryota; Metazoa; Chordata; Actinopteri; Carangiformes; Carangidae
Product: NT-3 growth factor receptor-like
Exons: 18
Coding region: 560-3049 (829 amino acids)
Biological process (GO): protein phosphorylation; cell surface receptor protein tyrosine kinase signaling pathway; cellular response to nerve growth factor stimulus
Cellular component (GO): signaling receptor complex; axon; plasma membrane
Molecular function (GO): transmembrane receptor protein tyrosine kinase activity; neurotrophin receptor activity; ATP binding
Source: RefSeq, a predicted model, not a curated record
GAGAGCGAGAAAGUGAGAGAGAAAGAGAGAGAGAGAGUGAGAGAGAAAAAAAAGAGAGGGAGAGAGAGAGAGAGAGAUAUGAACGGAUGACAUAAAACGAUGCCGAGAGAGCAGGACGAGAGAAAGAGAACCGGACUGCACGCGCUCAGACCCCUUCAUGUGUGUACCUGGAAUAUUUGCGGAAUUUUUCCUCCUCCUCAGUGGUGAUUUUGUGAUCGAGCAGAGAAGCCGUGACUGGCAUCAUCAAUACUCCUGACAUACCCACACACACACACACACACACACAAACACACACACACACACACACACACACACACACACACACACACACACACACACACACUCACACGUAUGGAUACGCACAGACGUGAAGGGAGAUGUUUUUAAUUCUAACAUUACGACUGAGAGAAUAAGGUGAGGACAGGGGGACCACACGCCCACCUCCGCGCGGACCGGACUUGAGAGCGGAUUUGAUCUGAUCCAUUUAUAUAUAUAUAUAUUUUUUUUUUACUGCUGCUGUAAAGUUGCUCAGAGAUCUGCGGACUUGAAUCCAGACAGUAUGGAUGGAUGUGGCGCGGUAUUUGGCGCAUUCGGCGUCCGUCGCCCUCCCAGGAUAUGGUGCUGCUGGAAGGUUGUCUUUCUGCUCAGCGCCUUCUUUCACAACUACCUGAGCUCCCUGCUGGACUGCCCGCCCACCUGCACCUGCUCGCCCACGGAGAUCUACUGCAAUAAGUCCGACAACAGCAAAUUCUUCCCGCUGCUGUCCUUCCAGGGCACCGGGAGCGCCGGGAACAGCAGCGGGAGCAUCGAGGACCUUUCCCAGAACAUCACCUCAAUACACAUUGAGAACUGGACUGGUCUGCAGACCUUGAGGGAUAUGGAUAUGGAGCUCUACACAGGCUUAGAGAGGCUUACUGUUACCAGGAGCAACCUGUAUGCCAUCCAUACUCGUGUGUUCUCCAAGAACCCCCACCUGCACUACAUAAACCUGUCCAAGAACCCCAUGCUGACCACGCUGUCCUGGCAGACCUUUGAACAUCUGCAGCUCUUUGAACUUCAUUUAGAGGAGGUGGUGUUUACCUGUGGCUGUGAGAUCCGCUGGCUGCAGCUAUGGCAACAGAGAGGAGAGGCGGGUCUAAGCAGCCAACAGUUAUACUGUGCUGAUGGCUACAGGAAGAUCCUGCUGAAUGAUAUGAACAUCAGUAAUUGUGACUUGCCUGAAAUCAGUGUCAGCCACAGCAACCUCACAGUGAUAGAGGGAGAUCAAGUGAUGGCGAUCUGCAACGGCUCUGGAUCCCCCUUACCUGAGGUGGACUGGCCCGUCAACGGCUUACGCUCCAUCAACACACAAGGGGCAAAACUCUACGGCAACACCAUUCAUUCCAUCAACAUCACUCUGGUCAAUGUGAGUAGAGACGACAACAACUUCCUGCUAACCUGCACCGCUACCAACAUAGUGGGCAUGACCAAUGCUUCCGUCCAGCUCACUGUUCACUUUCCUCCCUCCAUCGUGAAGCUGAAGGAGCCAGAACGCCGCCAUGACACCUGCAUAGAGUUUACUGUACGAGGUUCGCCCCACCCAACCUUACGAUGGUUCUACAAAGACAAGGAAAUCUCCCACACUGAGUAUGUACGUCCUGAUAUGGAUAUUUACCAGGACUACAUAGAAGGCUGCUUGACCUUUAAAAACCCAACACACCACAACAACGGCAACUACACUUUAGAGGCCAGCAACUACCUGGGUCUAGCCACCAGCACUGUGUAUGGCCAUUUCCUCAACAAGCCAUUUGAUGAUCCAGAGUCAGACUAUGAUUACGUUACUCCGACUGCAGAGACUCACAAACCUGAGGAAGACACUUUUGGGGUCUCCAUAGCAGUGUGCCUGGCAGGGUUUGCCUGUGUGAUGCUGGUGGUUCUCUUCCUUCUCAUCAACAAGUAUGGACGACGCUCUAAGUUUGGCAUGAAAGGACCAGUGGCAGUGAUAAGUGGUGAAGAAGACUCUGCCAGCCCCCUUCAUCAUGUGAACCAUGGUAUUAUCAGCCCCUGUACCCUGGAUGCAGGGGCGGACGCUGUGGUGAUUGGAAUGACCAGGAUCCCCGUCAUCGAGAACCCACAGUACUUCAGACAUGGACACAACUGUAACAAACCCACCACCUAUGUUCAGCACAUUAAAAGGCGGGACAUUAUUUUGAAGAGGGAGCUCGGAGAGGGAGCCUUCGGCAAGGUCUUCCUCGCUGAAUGUUACAACCUGAGUCCCACCAAGGACAAGAUGCUGGUUGCUGUGAAGACUCUGAAGGACCCCACUCUUGCAGCCAGGAAGGAUUUCCAGCGUGAGGCUGAGCUGCUGACCAAUCUCCAGCACGAGCACAUCGUCAAGUUCUACGGCGUGUGUGUGGACGGAGACCCUCUCAUCAUGGUCUUUGAAUACAUGAAGCACGGAGACCUCAACAAGUUCCUCAGAGCCCACGGGCCAGACGCCAUGAUCCUGGUGGACGGACAGCCUCUACAGACCAAUGGGGAGCUGGGUCUGUCCCAGAUGCUUCACAUAGCCAGUCAGAUCGCAGCCGGGAUGAUCUACUUGGCGUCCCAACACUUUGUGCACCGUGACCUGGCGACCAGGAAUUGCCUGGUGGGGAACGGUCUUCUGGUGAAAAUAGGAGACUUCGGCAUGUCGAGAGACAUCUACAGCACAGAUUAUUACAGGGUGGGAGGUCACACCAUGCUGCCUAUCCGCUGGAUGCCUCCAGAGAGCAUCAUGUACAGGAAGUUCACCACAGAGAGUGACGUGUGGAGCUUCGGGGUCAUUCUGUGGGAGAUCUUCACCUACGGCAAACAGCCCUGGUUCCAGCUCGCCAACAAUGAGGUGAUAGAGUGCAUUACUCAGGGCAGGGUACUGGAGCGCCCCAGGCUCUGUCCCAAGGAGGUCUACGACCUUAUGCUGGGCUGCUGGCAGAGAGAACCACAGCAGCGCCUCAACAUUAAGGACAUUCAGAAGAUGCUGUUCACCCUGAUGAAAGCCACACCAGUCUACCUGGACAUACUGGGAUAGACUUGGAAGGAACGAGGAUGUAGUUUAGGACUGGAUCAUGACUGCAGUAGAAACGAGUUCACUAGAUCAGAGGGAAUAGAGCUUUGGAGCCAAAGUCUGGCCUGGAACCACAUCAUAGCCUGUGAUGUGAAUCAGUAUUCGGACUGAACUCUUCCUUGCAUCCAACUGCCUGACAUUUGAGGAUUGGAAUGAUGUUUAGCUGGCUGGAGUUAUAUUGCAUUACAUUAGAGUAUAAUCAAGUACAUGGAUUGGACCUCACCUACAAGUCUGGGUCUUGGUUUGUGUGGUCAAGUCCUGCUCCUUUUCGAAUGAACUAGACAUGACUAUAAAGAUGUGACUAUGAAGUAUGGAAAGCAUCAGACUAGAUUGACCUGGAUUUAUUGGUUGUACUGGUAUGGUUUGGUUUAGGUACCGUCACUUUCUAACCUGCAUCCUCAUUUCACCCGUUGAUCAGUCCAGCUUUGGUUCUGUUCUGGUUUAGACGAAGUCUGACCAGGUCUGGAGUUUGGCUCAGAUUGUCCUAGAUUAUAUCUACAGUAUCUCACCCUGAACUUGUUUUCAUCUGUGUCCCUCAGUAAGUCAGGUUUCAUAAAUCUAAUAUAAGAGCCAUCUCACUUUCUCGGCCUUACAUGGGUUGUAUUUUUUCCUGGAAGCACAUGACAGUCACACAGUGAACCAUCCUGGACUUCUGAGGUCUCCAGAAAUCUGUGUGCAUUUUAAAUGGAUGUUUGUUUAUUCCACGUUCUCUUACCCAGGCUGAUCUGUUUACCUGGUCACUGUUAAUGUCAAUGUCCAGAUUGAACCGUCAUGUAUUAUAACAGACGAAGAAGAACAUCCUCAUGAAAUGAUGACGAUGAGUUUCAUCUUUGAAGAAGGAAACAUGUCUGUUAAUUAAAUCUAUUCAUUUGAGUUGUGACAUAGUUACCUGUGACUGAUGAAUCAUAAUCUGUCAUGAUUGGUUCUUAGUAAAACUAAGACAAGAGGAACUGAACUGUUGGAUCAUCUAACUUUAGGACCUUUGUUGCCCAUGACGACUCCAGAAUCUAGCAACAGUCACCACAAUCGUCAAGGAAACGACCAGGUGGUUCUGGGUUAAUGUAAAGGGACUGGUCACGUGAUCAUCCGUUGAACCUUUGUUUGUUGGAAAGGACACUGAGGAUGAAUCGAACACGUCAUGUGCAGCAGCAGCUUGUCCAACGUCAACACGCUUCACUGUUUUCAUCUGCGGAGCCUCAUGGAUCCACCUUCCAGUCCCGGUGUCAUGUCAACCCGCUUAGUUGUUCACUUCCUAAAGAACCUGACCAGAUCUUCCAACCCUGAGCCUGGAAGCAUGAGUGACUGUGUGUCGCCACAGAGAUGGACCCAAGUGCCUCCUACUUCUUUCUAAACACUGGGAACUUUACACAAAAAAACAGUAGUCUUUCAAAAUAAGAGCACUUUUACAUUUUGUUUACCUGCUUAAAAAUGUACACUAGCUGUAAACUCUCAUUUUUCAUCAUUUUAAUGACAAACAAACCUACGUGCAGCACACACUACAUAUACUGCAAAAAAAACCCAAAAACUCAAAAACACAAGUAAAAUUAUUAAAAAGACAUUUUUACUCUAUUUCUGUAGGAAAGAGUAAAAAUGAACAGAAAAAAAAAUCUUUUUGUACUCUUUGCAGCUCGACGAGAACGUAGAACUUAUCCAAGGUGAAGUUACAUCUUAGUUUGUUUUUUUUAAUUACAUAUUCUAUAUAUUUUUAAUUUAUUUUUACUUUGAAUCACAGAGUGGACCCCUGCCGUGCCCCAAAGCCAUUGGAAUAUUUUGCCACUGGGUAGAAAAUAAACUGAUGACAUACAGCUGGUCAUGAGGAGCCUAGUUCAAGACGUGUUCUUGUGUUGUGAGCUUCACAUGCUUUCACUCUGACGACUGAGCUACAGCUUCAUGGCAACAGGAAGUCUGAGCUGAGAGGACAGCGAUGGAGCCACCAGUCACUGUCACAAACAUCGUGUUAGUUAAAGAAUGUAAAUACUGUAAAUCUACAUCCUGAGAUAUCUUAACUUAUUUACUUUAAUUGAGUUUGAUUAUUUUUAGCUUCUUGACGUGUUGUUAUACAGUUCAGUGAAAGCCAAUAGAUCAUUAUGAUCUAUCUAUCUUUCUUUUCAUUGUAAUAUACUGUUAUUAUUUAGUCAUAGAAUGUAAUAAUCUACAUUUAAAUCAGUUUGUCGUAAUUUGAGUUAAUCAUCCGAGGGUGAUGUCAGGACGGUGGAGGGAAGAGCUAAAGUUAAAGGGAAGAUACUGAUCCAGGAUCAGAAACAAGCCUCACUCUUAAAGGAACAGUUCAACAUUUGGUUAUUUUACUUUUGUUGCCAUAAGACACAGAGUCAGGUCAUCUCUGUGUGUGUGUGUGUGUGUGUGUGUGUGUGUGUGUGUCCACUUAUGUUGCAUUUACCUAAGUUUAGCAUACAGAGUGGAAGCAGGGCUAAACUGUUAGCUUGGCUUACACCUUCACCUUCUCAACUGAGCGUGCAUCUUUUAUUUUCUGUUUCAUUUUCUGUUCAUUUCAUAACACUGCACAUUGUUCAUGUUAACACAGCUCUGGUUUACAAUGUCAUCACGAUUAGAAAAGCACUUGGGAGGCCUCAUAGUAACACAGCUAACACAUGUGUGGACCCCACUGUAAAUACAUAUAUGAACAGCGGGGUCCAUAAUGGCUCACUGAGCCCAUAAUUACAAACAAUCAGUAAGCUUUGUCUUAUUUUCUUCAGUAACAGAAACCAGUCUAAAGACUUCCCCCUGUCCAUCAGCUUGUGUUCUCAGUGACAGCCAUGAGUGUGUGAAAACACUGAGGGGGGGGUUAGCUUGGUCUGAGCCACUGUCACUGUUCACUGCACUGAUGUUUGUCAUGUAUCUGAAUCUGGAACAACUAGUUUCUUAGUGCUAAAAAAAAAAUUUACUCCAGAAAUUAAUACCUUGAAUUAAAAGUUGUAGUGGAUACAAAAUGUAUGAAGAUUCAACAGAUGCAAACAGCUGGGCAGGUAGGACAGGUAAAUCAGUUAACACCUGUGUGCAGCCCUGGGUUUCUACUAACCUUUAUGUUCAUGAAGUCACGUCAGAGGUGCUCAUGUUAAAGUUCACCCAGAGCAUUAACAAGCCUCAACAAGCCCAAGUCUUCUGUAUGAUACAAUCACUACUGUAAUUAUAAGUGUGUGUUUUCUGUUUGAACUGUAACCACAUGAAAUUAUUAUAUUCCAGAACUAUGCAUAUUUAUGAAGAUAGAGUUUUAGCGGGAACAGGACACUGGUGUGAGCUGCAGCAGGUUCAUGUGCAACAUCUCACAGCUUCUUGUCAUGCGACAGAAAAUGUGUGUUGUGCAGAAAAAAAGGAAACACGCACUAGGUGGAUCGGUACUUUGUGGCACACGCACUGUAUAUUUGUUUUAUCUGAACGUGCUCCAGGAAGCGAUGCGUUAUAUGUGUGUGGUCUGCUGGGAGCUCGGGAGGAGCAGCUUUAUUACAACCUCGCUCUGCAUGUUGAUUAUCGGCCCCGUGUGUAGCUCUGUCCAUGAUCGUGGCUUAGAAAAUGUGUCUGCACUGUGUUUGUGGUCCAGAGUCCUGACAGCCUUGCUUUAUGAUAGGCCAGUACUGUGUGUUAGACCGAGCUAAGGUUUUCUAAAACAUGUUCAGACUGAACGUGACGCAAAAAUCUGCCUUGCAUUAUUCACUAGUAUUUGAGUGUUUGAGUCCAUUUUAAUUUACCCCACAAAGCACUGACUGUACAGAUGUUAACUGAAGGCUGGGACAACUGUGGGCUCAGUUUCUCUGAAUGUGAGAGAGAGCUUGUGGGGUUCAAAGAUUGUUUUUUUUCAGGAAUACAACCCUGUGUGCUGAUUGGUUUGCUUCUGCUGUCUUAUAGGAAUUAGUCAACUCUGCAUGCCCACACCUUAUCCCUCCAAACAUUUUCCAUUUACCACAGUGUCUCUAAAGCUCCUUUUUUUCCUCUUCUCCUGUGUUUUAUUUUGAAGUGUUGAUCCAUAAGAUAUAUUUGUGGUUUUAAGAACCAAAAACCAUCUCGGUGUAGUUUUACAUCUGCUCCCUCAGGCUUCUCUCUGGAGCUGUUGUUACAACAGUUAUGUAAGCCAAUCAGAAGAGAGGAGGCUCUGAGCCUCUCUUCUGAUUGGCUGACUGUUUUCUGAGUGAUCCAGUAAAAAUAAAGCAGAUUUCAGGAAAACACUCAGAGAAACCAAAUCUUGCAAGGUUGGAUGGUGGGUCCAGGUGGGCGGGGCUUGGGCUGUGGCUGAAAGCGGUGACUGCUUUGUUGUGACAUCACAAAGUUCCAGAAGUCCUGACGGCUGGUUUUAAGGCUCAGUUUUCUGAAUACAGGCUGUGUGCAUUUCUCUGUGGACUGAGGCUUUGAUACUUUCACAGUAUUAAUAUAGAAGCUAGACCUGAUCUAUAAUCAAACUACACAUGGACACAGACCUUUAUACUAUAUGGACGUUUAAGUUAAAACAACCUUUUAAAUGUUGUUGUGAUCAGUAAUUUAUCAGCCAGUUUUUGUAGCUGAAAAAAAGUCAGUAAUUUUGCCCGACUUAUAACAGUAAACAAUGAGCUCAUGCCCCGAUGAAUUGAGACUUCUGUAUGACAACAGUCAACAGUAACCAGCCCCACAGUGUUUGCUUCAACUAGGAAUUUAUAUAUUUUGUUCAGUGACUUGUAACAGGUAGGUGCAACAAUGCACAAAAACAGCAUCUGUAUUCUUUUGUUUCAUUUAGAACAUUAAACAUCACAACAUCAGUUCAUCCUAAAGUUCACACACAGCUGCUGGAAAGAUGCAAAAUGAAUGAAAGAAGGAUUUUAUCAAAAUCUGAAACCUCCACUUUCACCUCCACAGUUUAAAAAUCACUAGGCCUAUUGUGAUGUUAAUACCAAAAAAAGACAAAGAGUUAACUCAGCACCACGUGGUGCAGCGACAUAGCAGUGACAUAUUAACAGAAAAUCCUACAGUGGUUACAUUAGAAAUUCUCAGUGUUUCUUAUUAAAGCUGCACUGAGCAGGAAAAGCCCUGUAACAGAAGAGUGUCUGCCUCCGUGAGUCAGAUCAGCUCCUCCUCUGUUCUGUCGGUCCAGCUGCUCAGUGUCUUCUCUGUUGACAGGAAGAGAUCAAUCAACAGCAAAACUUAAACUGACAAACUGAAGCAGUCAGUCAGGUUGCUCAGGUAGUUUAUAGCCAGUGAUAUUAGACAUGUCAUUAACGUCCUAUUUAAAACCAAGUUCAUAUUAAUAGCUCAACAGUGAUGUUUUGGUCUAAAAACUCCACUAAAUACAGUAUGUUCAUAUUGUUUGACUCCAGUGACAACAAUCACAUCAGUCAAACCCAGUUCACUGGUGAUGUGGGAAAUCAGUGUGCGGGGGAGGGGAAGUAAACCGGCACUUUCCGUCAGUUCCAUCACCUGCAGGUUUUUAUGUUUUAUUUUAUUUCACUAGCAUUAACCAAGGCUUGUAUUUCAACCUCAGCCAUAAUAACCAUGGUCUUUGCUGUGUGCAGACAUAAUAGCAAAAAAUAAUGAUUAUACAAAAACCUACUACUACUGGCACAGAGAGAAUUCUCUCUGGUUAAAAUGCUGCAAAUAAACUGGACAAAAAUGAAGGAGAGGAUCUGUUUAUCAGGACACUGAACUGAUGACUACUGUGUUGAUAUCCAGGGGCCGGUUUCACCAAGCGGUGUGAGACUGCUCUGUAGUGCUGGUCCAGUCUUCAUGUUGCUCACAGAUCAGUCUGAUGUUUGUCAGACUGUUUCACUAAAAUAAAGACUGACUCAUUUUAAGAUAAAAACAUUAGACACCUUACCCCGAGGCGAACUCAGGCCUAAGACCAAUGUUACCAUGGUAACAAUCAGUGACACCUGCCCUCACCAGUAGCACCCAACAACAAAAAAACAGGGAAACAUUACAGGAGAGUAAUGAGAGGGGAAAGAGUUUUCUUUUUUCCAAAUGAGAUUUUUCUUUUUAUUGUUUCACUCUUCACACACACAUAAAGAUUUUCUGUUGCACUAAAUGGAGCAGAGCAGUUUGAUGCAGAUUGAAAAGUUAAUUUACCCAGAAUUCAUUGUACCACAGUCUGGCUUAAGGUAGUCAAGAACUAAACUGAUUUGUGCAACGGAUGAACUUAGACUCAGUCUAUCUGAAGUCUGACUGUUUGUCAUAUCGAAACCACAGUCACAUUCUGUCUUUGUGAAACCAGCCCCUGAUGAGAAACAGUCACAUGACGUGUCACGUGUAUGUAUGUCUCCUGAGCAGCCCUUGCUGCAGUAGUAAAGGCCAGCUUCCUGAAGACAUCAGUGGGACUCACACACACUCAGAGAAGUUUGAUCCCGGUGUUUCCUGUCUGAUCACAGCCUGAAGCUUUCGCUGAGGCUGAAGGGAAACAGGUGUUUUUCUCUCUGUCGGCUCAGAACACAUUUAUACUCUUCUCCCCUCUUUUUCUUUUGUCCACGCUCUUCAUUCACUCUCAUCUCCUUCCUUCUUUCCUUCCAGUGUUCUCCUGCAUCAUACAAAGUAUUUAAGCUCAGUAUGUUAAAAUCAACAUUACUCAGUAAUAUGUCAGUGUCAUUCUCUCUCUCUCUCUCUCUCUCUCUCUCUCUCUCUCUCUCUGGGUAAUGUGUUGUAUACUCGUCUCCAUUCAUAAUUCUAUGUAUUAGAAUAAUUUCUCAUCUUAUAUACUGUCUUCUUAAAAAGGUGAGAUGUGGUGAACUUUUAAGGCGGCUCUGUGUCUGACACUGAUUAAAGUUACUUCAUCUUUCAA